GUUAGUCUGGUAGAGACUAGGUUUCACACGAUGGCCUCCCGCGCGGCAGUCCUCCUAGCCUCCGCUGUAGCAGCUCUUACAGUGCCCGGCUACGCCAGCUACAGGAGGAAGAGAUGGCUGAAGUCCAGACGACAGCGGGUGAUAGUGUUCACGCGGUACCCCGCACCUGGCACCACCAAAUCUCGCCUGAUUCCGGCUCUGGGAGAACAGGGAGCUGCUCUGGCACAGCUGCACAUGACAGAUGCGAUCCUGCACGAAGCAGGCAGACUUCAACAGAGGAACCCAGAGGACCUGUCAGUAGAGGUGCGGUACCAUGGAGGCACUCAGGAGGACAUGAGGUACUGGCUGGAGAGGAGGACAGGCAUUAGCUGCUGGUGGAGGGUACAGGAGGGAGAGGACCUGGGACAGAAAAUGGCCAACGCUUUUAAGGAUGCUUUUAGGGAGGGGACUGAAAAUGUGGUCUUGGUAGGGAGUGACAUCCCAGCCAUCACUGCAGACAUUUUGGAGGAGGCUCUUCAGACUCUGAACUCGAGCCAGGAAGAAGAUGUCUGUGUCUUAGGACCUGCCAUAGAUGGUGGUUACUACCUAGUGGGUCUGAACAGACAAACAGACAGCCGUGUUAUAGGUCGUGGAAUGCAAUUAAACGCUGGCUCCCAGCAUGCAUCGGGAGACUACCUCCUGUUCCUGCACGCUGACACACAGCUGCCGUCGUCAUGGCAACGGGACGCCUACAGAACGCUCUGCCGUCCGGGGGUGGUGGUCGGAGCCUUCCCCUUCGGACUGGACGUGGUGCAGGAUUCAAGUCAUUCAAAGAGGCAGUUCCAGUCUGUCGGAGGCUUCCCAGAGUUCCCUCUGCUGGAGGAUGUGGAGAUGUUGCGGCGGCUGAAGCGGCACGGCCAUGUCGGCAUCACGGAGGGGUCAGGGGUCAUCACCUCCGCUCGCAGGUUUAGGAAACAUGGGUAUCUCAAGGUGACAUCUCUGAACACAUUCAUACUGCUAGCCUACCAGAUGGGAGUUCACCCCGACACGUUGGCUGUGUGGUACUAUGGAAGGAAAGUGCCAGACAAAGACUGAAGGGUGCUUAUACGUGUACAUUUGACACGGGUGGUCCAUGGUCGCACAACUUAUUUGGAACAAAUUGUAAGCCAUCGGGUGUAACUUUCAUUUAUUUGCAUGACA
Molecule: messenger RNA, 1179 nt
Organism: Branchiostoma belcheri (Belcher's lancelet)
Lineage: Eukaryota; Metazoa; Chordata; Leptocardii; Amphioxiformes; Branchiostomatidae
Exons: 7
Coding region: 31-1074 (347 amino acids)
Source: RefSeq, a predicted model, not a curated record